This is a messenger RNA of Peronospora matthiolae, 990 nucleotides long. The record is from the annotation of a GenBank genome assembly. NCBI's taxonomy places the organism in Eukaryota, Oomycota, Peronosporomycetes, Peronosporales, Peronosporaceae.
AUGGGUGUCAAGCGCUUCUACCUGAUAGUGUGUGCUGCCGUCUCGACAUGUGUCGAAAGUUUCUUUGAGCUUUCUAGUAACACGAAGACAGUGGACUCCUAUCGCCCGGCUCGACCCGACCCGUUCGUUCCUGACAAUAAAAAUGUCCGUGUCAGCCAUUUGCGUCCCGCAUCCCCGGAUAAAGACGAGAGGGGCUUGAUGGAGUUUGCUGGAGAAAAGAUGCGCGAUCUCCUCUACAAGAUGAUGGGUUCACAGCGUCCAGGUGCAAAGUUCAUUGCCUCACUCAUGGCGAGGUUGCAUUUCCAACACUGGGCACGAAAGAAAUACUCCCCGCAUGAUGUCGCUGAGGUUUUGAAGUUCCGCAACGAUGAGAAUCUCGUGAAGCUGGACGUUUUGGAACGGUACGUUGCUUACCUUGGUAAAAAAAAGAAGAACGCCGGGAUAACCUUUCUGGACGCAGUGGUGAAAAGCUUUGGGGGCGAGGUGGAGUUUGCCCCAACAUUGUUCAAGUAUGCAACCCAGUACCCGGACAAUGCUCAAAUAGACGCGCUGCUGACAGCAUUGUUAGCGAAAUGGCAGCAUGCUGGGAAACCAUUUAAAGACGUGUUCGCACAGUUCAAGUUCAGAAAGGCGGGAGUCGCUGUCUUCUUAGACGAGAGCAUCAUUAAGCUGGAAGCCUACAGGAGUCAGUAUAUGCUUAAAACUGGAGUAACAGAUGUGGAGACUUUGUUUACUCUACUAAAACAAGAGUUUCAUAGCGAAGCCAAUCUCGCCUUCCGUGCUGUGGACGCAAUGGGAUAUGAUGCAACUCAAAAGCAGGGAAUACUGGUAAUGCUUGACCUGUUUCAGGAUUGGGAAGCAAGGCUCAUGCUUCCGUCGUACCUCAAAAACGAGGUGUUUGCUGGAACGGACGAGACCGAAGCAGAUACGGUCCAAGCGAUUGUGCGCGAGUACAGGAGAUUUAUGAGCAAGAAGGAGAAGGUUGAGUAA